UUUCAGAAUCUUGUCAUGGAUGGAGACACAGAAUACAACAAAGUCGAAGAUGUUGUCGGCUGCCAUGUUGAAGAUGCUGUAACAUUUUGGGCACAGAAUAUCGGUAGAUGUAAUGACCUCUUGAAAUUAAGUUGUGCGCUGGCUGAUGUUUGUCCUCGGGCUAAUGCAAUUUUUGGCAAGCCUGAUUUUAGUAAGAUAUAUGGUGGGUGUUUUUCUGAAGAUGGAUGUUGGUACAGAUGUACAGUACAGCAAGUGAUCAAUGAUGAAAAGUGUCAGGUAUUGUACAUUGAUUAUGGAAAUUCUGAGAUUCUAAACAGAUCAGAAAUAGUUGAAAUUCCAGCAAAUUUGCAAUGUCCGAGUGUUGCCAAGAAGUACAAACUCUGGGGACUGCAGAUACCAACUGAUCAAAACUUAAACAUGUUUGACCAGGGGAAGAAGUUCUUGGACAGCCUGGUUUUUGAAAAAGAAAUAAAAAUACGACACAAAGCCAAGCAUGAGGAUGGUACCAUCGUUGUCCAGGCAGAAUAUGAAAAAACAGAUAUUGGAGAAGAGGUAGCUAAGACAGGGUUUGCUGAAAAAUGCAGAUCUGCAGUAAACACUAAAAAUGGGGAAGAGAAAAAAGCAGAUCUUAUGCAAAACCAACCUUGGAGUGUAAAAGUUCCAGUUCCUCUGUGGAUGAACAGACCCAAUCGUUCACUCAGCAGACCAAGAGGACGCUUUGAGCAUGUAGUUGCCAGUGCAAGGAAUGAGAAUUUUACUGGAAGCCAUAUGUUUGUCACAAAAGAAAAAAUGCUAGUUUCUGGUUCAGUGUUAGACAGCAGUUUGGAAAAAAUAAGACAAGAUCAGAAGCUGGUUGAAGAAAAUGAAAAGCUUAAGGUGGAGAAAGAACUUCUCAGAAAGGACAAUGAAAGUCUCCUACAGAUGCAGAAGGAGCUAGAACUGAAGGUUGAGCAGCUGAAACAUGAACUUCAGGAAGAGAAGGAAGCAUCUAGAGAAACUGCUGAACGUUUUGAGGAAACCUUAAGAAAAUACGUGGGAACAAAAAUGAGAAGUUUGGUUGCUAAUGUGAAGGUACUGAAAGAAAUUAGGCACACAAAUAAGAAUACUCGUUUUGGGGAAGACCUCUCACAAGCUAUAGAAGUGGUUACAGAAGGAUGUCUCACUGUUCCGUGUUCCUUGGAAAAACUGCAGAAGACUUGGGUGGAAUAUGACUUGGCUCAAGAGAUGAUUCAGUUGUGCAAAAAUGUGGAUGAAAGAGAUGAAUUGAUUAUCAAGAGAAAUGAGAUGCAGGAGAAUCUGUAUUCUGCAGUGGAAGAAUUAAUUUUGGAAGUGGAUCAAUUGCCCCUCUCUGAGCGCUCAAGAACAUUGCAGGAGCUGUCCACUUCCCUGGAGGUUGUGUAUGGUCAAGUUUGUGAAGCAGAUGAGUCUGAGGAGGUAUUUGAGCAAUUCUUUAAGUGGAAGCGUGCUAAAACAGAGGAAUUCAUUCGUGUCAGAAAUGAUACAAAUGCUGCUCUGCAAAUUCUCACUGACUGGUUCAGUGUCAUCAUAAAGUGUUUUGACCUGAUGUCAGAAGCAUCUCUGAAUUUGGAGGAAGUGAUCGGCAAUGUGGAUGAAGUCCUAAAAAAGGUUGAGUUGGAUAUUUGUAAAGAACUGGAGACUGACUCAGCUGAGCACGAUGAGGCAGAUGAGCAAAUAAUUACAAGUGCUUACAAUAAAGUUAUACAUAAGAUUCGUCAAGAGCAACAUCUGAUCACUGUCAUACAGAGUAAAUACUUGGCCAGUGCUGAGUUCAGAAAACAGGCAGCAGAAUGGCUGAAUAGAAGACCUAAUACUGACAACUUAUUAUCAAUUAAGAAGACUCUGAAAAAUUUAAAGGCCCAGUUAAGAUGGAAGAUGGUUGAAAAGAGCAACUUUGAGGAAUCAGAUGAUUACAGUGAGUUUGAAAUGACAAGAAUUAAGGAUAAAAUUGCUGAACUGCGAAAUAGUGUUCUUCAGGAAAUAUACAAGGAACAAGAAGAAUAUGAAAAGCUUACGUAUUUGGUGCAGAAAUGGUUCCCUGAGUUGCCACUUCUUCAUCCAGAAGCAGGAAUUCUGAACUAUAUGAAUUCUGGUGGACUUCUGACGCACAGCUUGGAGCGAGACCUCUUAGAUGCUGAACCCAUGAAAGAACUGAGCACGAAGCGGCCUUUAGUGUGUUCAGAAAUUCAAGAGCAGAAGGUUCUUUUAAAGGGAUAUUCUGUAGAUACAAAUUCAGAAGCCAAAGCAAUAGAAAGAGUUGCCAAAUACCACAGAGCUUGGGGUCAGCAGAAGGAGAAUUCUGGAUUAUUACAACUGAUGUUUCUUCUUUUCUGCAAGUCUGAUCCUCUGGUGUAUUUAAUGGUCCCAUAUUAUCCAGGGGCAAGUCUGGAAGCUUUACAGACUGAUACACCUUUAACUUUAAAAGAAGCACUAAAAGUGAUGAAAGGAGUGGCCCAAGGUCUACACACAUUGCAUGGAGCUAGUAUAGUUCAUGGAUCUCUGCACGGAAAUAACGUUUUUGCUGUGAAUCGAAAACAAGGAAUCGUUGGAGACUUUGAUUUCACGAAAUCAGAGGAACAACGUGCUGCUGCAAGCAGUAUGGUUGUCGGUACGCUAAGCUUAGUUUCUCCUGAACUGAAGAUGGGACAACCAGCUUCUCCAGCUUCUGAUAUGUAUGCUUAUGGCUGCCUUCUGCUCUGGCUUUGUGCUCAAAACAAAAAGUUUGGCAUAAAGGAAGAUGGAACACCAGAGGUGGAUGUGGUUGGUAUGGAUGAUAAAGUUAAAUCUCUUCUCCUGAAUUUGCUGUGCUGUAACAGACUGACAGCUGAGCAGGUACUGAAGGAUGAUUGCUUCCUCUUAGUUGAUACGAUUCCAGUUUCACCACAACAGAGUGAAGAACUUGAGCCACAUGAAGAGCAUGAUUGUGAAAAGGUGGAUAAAAAUGAAGAGAAGGCAAAUAACUCUGAGGAAAAUGGGGUAAACCAUUCUGCGUAGAUGAAGAACAUGUUCAACAGGUGUUCAAGACUUUUGUUACUGGCUAUUUCCAAAAUUAAUUGUCCUGAUCUCAAAUCUCAAGAUAUAAAAAGUUUGGUAGGUGUAGUCAUGUUUUGUGAUUACACAAUGUUCACUGAGUUUUAUUUUGAGUACAUUUAGUUCUAAAUAAGUGUUCAGGGCUAUAACCUGUUGUGUUCCUUCUCAGUAGAAAGACUAACUUCGGUGUUUCUUUAAUUUGUUCUACUGUUCCUGAUUGCAUUCUUAGUUUGUCAGAUUUUUUUCUUUCUGUUCCGUAGAUGUUAGUUUACAGAGAAUAGUCUUGUUUAGAUUCAGAAGUCUUAGGAUGAAGGCCUUGUGACUUGUUUUUGUAUCCAGUUUUCUAUCCCUCUUGCUGUCAUUCCAGAUUAAUUGUUACCAUUAAAGAUGGUAGGGUAUUACUGUUUUGUUGGAGUGUUUUUGUUGCAUAGCCAAGAUGUUCCCACAGAAAGUGUCUUCAAGCUAAUGACUGUAGGUGCUGCUUUGACAGCUGGUUAAGGAAACGGGGAGCAGGCUGCCUCCUUUCUGUCUUGUAGUCCAAGCGAGAUGCAGUUAACUUUCUAGGCAGAAGGCAUCAUCUGAGUUGUUCCUUUAUAGUGCUGCUGCCAGCCAAAAUACUAUACACCUGCAUAUGGCAAAAAUCACUGCUCAUCUGCUUUACAAAAGUGUGUGUAUAUUAUCUGUUCUUAAACCUUGCUCACAGUAGUUUUAAAGUUUUCAGUUUUGAUGACAGGUUUUGUCUGUCUGAAACACUUUGCCGUUGUCAUUGGAAGAGUUUUGUCAGCUCUUUAUUUUUUUGCAGGAAUUGCUGUUCAUCUUUUUGGAAGUUUUUCUUUCUUUGAAAGAAAUGGAUCACAGAGUGCAGAGUUCCUGUAGGGAUAUAUUUGGCCUCUGGGUGUUGCUCUUGGACAGUACUGUUGGCAGACUGGUAUGUUGUAGAGGAGUUACUGAAUAGUGUCAGAUGAAGAAUGUAAAAACUACCUUGUGUGAUGGGGAAGGAGGAGCACUGGGGAAUUCGGAAACCCUCAGGUACAGCGCUACAGUCCGCAAUGGAAAGAAGAUAUCACAUUGACAGUUCUGUGGCUGACAUUAUACUUGUUUGUUUUUUCCAUCCUUAAAUCAUUUACUUUUUUCUGACUUCGUUUUACUUAGAAUAGCUUCCUUGAGAUGUUGGGCGCUUUUCCAUUUCAUUUCAUUGAUAAUGACUUCAAUUUUUGUACAGUGUAUGUAAUCAGUGAUGGCAAAACCUUUGUUAAAAAUAGUUUUGACUUAACGAUUUUUGGUCAGUUUGAUUUAAAUGUAUUAUUACAGAAAUCACAGAAGAAUAGUACUUUGUUUUUUGUCAAUGAAAAUAAAGUUUGUAGCAGUUCUGCUGCAUUCUUUCUAAAUACUGAU
This is a messenger RNA of Dromaius novaehollandiae (emu), 4443 nucleotides long. It is a transcript of the gene STK31, whose product is annotated as serine/threonine kinase 31. Gene Ontology annotation, molecular function: ATP binding; protein kinase activity. The transcript has 23 exons. Gene Ontology annotation, biological process: protein phosphorylation. The record is from RefSeq and is a predicted model, not a curated record. NCBI's taxonomy places the organism in Eukaryota, Metazoa, Chordata, Aves, Casuariiformes, Dromaiidae. The coding region runs from base 16 to 3012 and encodes 998 amino acids.